Spodoptera exigua (beet armyworm) is the source of this 1686-nucleotide messenger RNA. NCBI's taxonomy places the organism in Eukaryota, Metazoa, Arthropoda, Insecta, Lepidoptera, Noctuidae. The record is from the annotation of a GenBank genome assembly.
UUUUUUAUAAAAUUUAAUACAAUUGUUUCUACAACACCCAGAUUAACUUAUGUAAAAGUUUUAAAAGGAAUAGGCACUAUGUGAGUAUAGCGUGUAAUGAAAUGUGUUGAUAUCGUGGCAAGAAAUGUCACUUUGACAUUGACAAUUAAAAAAAGUAAGAGUGAAGACUUGUCGAUAGUAAACUGAGAUUUUCUAGAUUUUGUGAAAAAUUAAGAGAAAAUGUCCACCGUGGAGGAGUUACAGAAGAAAGUGAAGGAGCUGGAAGCCCAACUUGCUUCUCUACAGGGAAAUGUGGGCCCAGCACGCCAAAAAAUCGACGUCAUGUCGUCCGAAGUUGUGGAUUCUAAUCCAUACAGUCGUCUGAUGGCUCUGAAGCGGAUGGGCAUUGUUGACAACUAUGAGAAGAUCCGUGAAAUGUCAGUAGCUGUGGUGGGGGUCGGAGGUGUUGGCAGUGUUACUGCUGAAAUGCUUACCAGAUGUGGGAUCGGAAAGUUGAUUCUGUUUGACUAUGACAAAGUGGAGUUGGCGAACAUGAACAGGCUGUUCUUCCAGCCGCACCAGGCUGGUCUCAGCAAGGUGGAUGCUGCGGCCUCUACCCUGCAGAACAUCAACCCCGAUGUUGCCAUUGAUGCUUACAACUACAAUAUCACCACAGUUGACAACUUCCAGAAGUUCUGUGAUACUAUUAAAACUGGAAGUUUGACAGGGGGCCCAGUAGAUCUAGUGUUGAGCUGUGUAGACAACUUUGAGGCUCGCAUGGCUAUCAACACAGCCUGCAAUGAACUCAACCAAAAGUGGUUUGAAUCUGGAGUCAGUGAGAAUGCUGUGUCUGGACACAUACAGUUCAUUGUGCCAGGCCAGACUGCUUGUUUUGCUUGUGCGCCGCCUUUAGUAGUUGCAUCGAAAAUUGAUGAGAAAACAUUGAAGAGGGAGGGAGUGUGUGCUGCCAGUCUGCCAACAACUAUGGGUAUUGUGGCAGGAUUCCUAGUUCAAAACACAUUGAAAUAUUUGCUAGAGUUUGGCACAGUCAGCCAUUAUCUGGGAUACAGUGCUCUAACAGAUUUCUUCCCCACAAUGGCUUUAAAGCCGAAUCUUCAAUGCGAUGACAUGUACUGCCGCCUGCGUCAGGAGGAGUAUAGGUUGAGGCCUGUUGUGGAGCUUGCCACUGAGGUGACUGAGGACCCAGCACCAGUGCAUGCUGAUAAUGAAUGGGGAAUCAGUUUAGUUGAUGAAAACACACCUGAGGAUGAUGACUGCUCACAUCUCAAGUUAGUCGAUGGGGUUCAGGUGGCCUACAGUGUUCCCGUAGACAAUAGCACUCCAGAAUCGAGUACUGGGGGUGCUGUUGCAGCCUCCGAGCUCUCUCUCGAAGAACUGAUGCAGCAGAUGAAGUCUAUGUAAACUUGACCAGCGCCAACCAUGUACACAGACGGGUCAGAACACUCCAUAUCAUUUAAAGAAAUUUUGUGGUUGUAUACAAGCAUUUAUUUGGUUGUAUGAGGCAAGCACAUUGCUAACAAUUAUCUAAAGUUCUUGGAUAAUAUUAAAAUGUGCUUUAUAUUUUACUUAAUGUAUAGUUUUACUUAAUCGGCCAUAACAAAUUAGGGUGACAAUGCUCAAAGGGAAAUUCUUAUUAUGUUUAUAUGACAGUAAAUGUAAUAAUGAUAAAUUAUAGAUGUUAUAAAA